Molecule: messenger RNA, 2425 nt
Organism: Quercus robur (English oak)
Lineage: Eukaryota; Viridiplantae; Streptophyta; Magnoliopsida; Fagales; Fagaceae
Product: putative glucose-6-phosphate 1-epimerase
Exons: 8
Coding region: 1310-2248 (312 amino acids)
Biological process (GO): carbohydrate metabolic process
Molecular function (GO): carbohydrate binding; isomerase activity
Source: RefSeq, a predicted model, not a curated record
UCUACAUUGUCAAUUUUUUUUUUGUUUUUUUUGAUGUCAUCAACACUGUCAAGUUGGUGAUACUAAUAUCCAAUAGAAAGACAAGAUUUACAUUAAAAAUAGUAGCUGUCUUAAUCUUAAAAUCCACACCCAAAAAAAAAAAAAUCUGAAAUUCCUUAUUUCAAAAUAUUGACCGUUUGUACAGCUUUCCUUUCAGGUACUUCUCGUAUCUCCACGUCCUAGAUCAAUGCAACUGUAACAACAACGAAAAAAAAAAACCAAGACCAUGCCAUUUUUUUUCUCCUUGUCAUAUUAUAUGAUUAUUUUUUGGCCUUUUUUUUUAUUUUUUAUUUUUAAUUCUUGCUUCUCAUGCUUCAAUAGUAAGAACCCUUUAUUUAUUUUUGUUUUUUUUUUGGUUCCUUUGAAUUCUAGUUUCAUUUUUUAAAUACAAAAAUUUUAAAAAUAUUUCGGGGAAAAGUUGUUGCUUGAACAUUUGAAAUAACUUGGCCGUGCAUAAAGUUCGUUUUUUUUUUUUUUUGUUUUUGUUUUUUGAAGUUGUUCAAUGGGCACUAGUUUAAUAUCAUUUUUGAACAUUUUACCUCCCAAAGAAACAAUUUUGAACAUUUUAAUUCAAAUGGGGUAGUUCUGUAGAGGUUUUUUACUUCUGAAAUUCCUGAACUUUUCUGGGUUUUGAAAUCUGUUGGGUUUUCUUAGAACUUGGUCUUGUUUGGUACUGAGGUAAUUACAGUUAUACUUCUUGAUAGCUUUGAUAUUUUCUUUAGUUUUUUUAUCUGAUGGGUUUUUGAAAUUGGAAUUGGGUUUUGUUUCAGUAGCAAAGUUUGAAUUUUAGGAUAAAAAGAUAUUCAUAAAAUUUGGUUUCUGACUUUAGGAGUAAGUUUGAUUGUCUUUGUUUUGAUUAAAUAUGGCAAGCUUCUGGGAAUUUCUUUGUGAAAUUUAGGUGUUGGACGGUUUUUCUAUUCAGUUGCCAAAUGGUCCACUUUUGGAGUUUCUGUAUUUGAAUUAUAGAGUUUCAGUGGCAUUUUCUUAGAUAUUAGCAUUUUGGGGUGUGAGUUGUUUUAUUAGAUCUGAGGGAUGGAGGCAAUGAAAGAUUAGGAAAGUUACAUUGGGAAUUGGGUUUUGCUUCAAGUCACAAGACCAAAGUUUUAUCACAUAUAAUUCAACUCUUAUAGUGAACUUUGUGCUUCUUUUCAUUCAUUAGUCUUAGUGUUCUUUGUGUUUGGAGAGUUUCAAUUUUAGCUUAGAAGUCCAGAGGAGUGUUCAAAUUAUAGUAGGAGAGGGAAAAAUUUUGCAAUUUUGGCUGUGUUUCAAGAUGUGGCAUUCGGCAGCAGUAUGGGAUUAUAGGGCAGCAACUGAAAUCACAAAGGACUGGAAUGGGAUUAAUCAGUUCUUGCUUCGGAACCCACAAGGCGCUUCAGCACGGGUUAGCUUACAUGGAGGACAGGUAACUUCUUGGAGGAAUGAGCAUGGAGAAGAACUCCUAUUCACUAGUAGUAAGGCCAUUUUCAAGCCCCCGAAAGCAAUGCGGGGAGGAAUACCCAUUUGUUUCCCACAGUUUGGAAACUGCGGAUCACUAGAACAGCAUGGAUUUGCAAGGAACAAGAUUUGGACAGUUGAUGAUAAUCCUCCACCUUUGCACCCAAAUGAUUCCCAUGGGAAAUCCUUCAUUGACUUACUCCUUAAACCAUCCGAAGAAGACCAAAAGGGCUGGCCCCACAGCUUUGAGUUUCGUCUUAGGGUCUCUCUUACAACAGAUGGAGAUCUGAUACUGAUAUCACGAGUUAGGAACAUCAAUGGCAAGCCUUUUACUUUCUCAUUUGCCUAUCACACAUACUUGUCAGUUUCUGACAUAAGUGAAGUAAGAAUAGAAGGUUUGGAGACUCUUGAUUACCUAGACAAUCUUUGCCAAAGAGAACGUUUUACGGAACAAGGAGAUGCCAUAACUUUUGAAUCUGAGAUGGAUCGAGUUUAUCUUAGUUCUCCUAAUGUGAUUGCAGUCCUUGAUCAUGAAAAAAAGCGGACAUAUGUUAUAAGAAAGGAAGGGCUACCAGAUGCUGUGGUCUGGAAUCCAUGGGAUAAGAAAUCAAAAUCAAUGGUAGAUUUGGGUGAUGAGGAGUACAAACAGAUGCUUUGUGUUGAUGGAGCAGCAAUUGAGAAACCUAUCACUUUGAAGCCAGGCGAGGAAUGGACUGGGCGAUUGCAGCUCUCAGUUGAGCCUUCGAGUUUCUGCAGCGAGCACCUCAAUCUUUAGGAGAGGUCCUUUGAGGAAUGAUACAAAAUUUCAAGAGCACAAUGUGGUUCUUUUGUUCUUUUUCUGUCCUUAUAGGAAACCAUAGUUAAAUCUUAUGUAAUAGCUCUCUACUCUUUUUUGAUAAAGAGGGCGUUUGGAUUGCACUGAAAGUGGCUGAAUGCCUUGCUGCGUUUUCCA